GGUUAAUACGGGUACCACCCGUUACUUCUGCUGUCCAAACAUUUCGUAUAUCAUCUGCCAUGGCGCAUUUGACGGAUUUUAAUUUUCUCUGAUUCUCUUGUCAGCCCAAAGGUCAAAUUCAAUUAGCCGUGACGGCGACCAAAUAAAAGUUCUAAGUAUUCUUUGGAAUGGAAUGCUUCUGCUAGAAUCUCCCAAUGCGCUUAUCGUCACAACAUAACAUUUGUGUCAACAAACAAUAUCAACUAAUUCUCACCGCUUUUAGGUCCAAACCAAAGGACUCACAUUUCAAGUAUUGCUUCCAUUUGCUAGGGAAUAUCGAUCGAAUACCAACUUUAGUCGGCCGAUUUCCGAUAUAGCUCCAAAAUGUCAGACAAGGAGGCUCCCAUCGAGGCUCCUCCUCAAUAUGUUGCCCAUACACACUCCGACCAUGGCGAGAGCACGCACCAGCAAGAGCGCCCUAGUGGAAUAUUAUAUCGAGGGUUCAAAAUCUUUGGAAAGGAGGUUUGGUACGCGUCACCCAAGGUUCAGCUUAUAAUGAUAUCCUUGGUGUCUUUCUUAUGCCCUGGCAUGUACAAUGCGCUCAGUGGUCUGGGCGGUGCUGGCCAGCUCGACACCUCCGUCCAAGAUCACGCAUCCACAGCUCUCUAUUCCGUAUUCGCCGUUGUUGCCUUCUUCUCUGGCUCUUUCGCCAACAAGCUUGGUAUCAAGACCACUGUGACCAUUGGUGGUCUAGGCUACUGUAUCUACUCCGCUAGCUUCCUAUGCUAUAACCACACCAAAAAUGUCGGAUUCGUCAUUUUUGCUGGUGCGUUCUUGGGUCUUUGCGCCGGCCUGCUCUGGACUGCCCAAGGUGCUAUUAUGAUGGCUUACCCACCCGAGGAGUCCAAGGGCCGCUACAUUAGUUGGUUCUGGAUUAUUUUCAACUUGGGUGCUGUCGUUGGUAGUUUGAUCCCUCUUGGGCAGAAUAUCAACAAUUUUAGCGGCACCGUUACUGACGGCACCUAUGUCGGAUUCAUUAUUUUGAUGGUGGUUGGUGCUGGUCUGGCUAGUUUGCUCGUCGAUGCCGACAAGGUCAUCCGAGACGACGGUUCCAAGGUCAUCAUGAUGAAGAACCCUACCUGGCAGAGCGAGUUCAAGGGGCUGUGGGAGUGCAUUUCUCUUAGCCCUUGGGUUGUUGCUCUGUUCCCCAUGUUCUUCGCCUCCAACAUCUUUUACACCUACCAGCUGAACAUCUUCAACGGCGCCUACUUCAAUAUCCGAGCCCGCUCAUUAAACAGUUUGCUGUACUGGCUGGCGCAGAUUAUCGGCGCCGUCGUUGUAGGAUACGGUCUCGACUCCAAACGAUUUCGACGAUCUCUCCGCGCUAAGAUUUCCUUCGUUAUUCUCUUCGCUCUCACCUUCAUUAUCUGGGGUGGCGGUUACGCGUGGCAGAAGCCCCAGGUCAACCGAGCUACGGCCAUGAGCACAGACUAUGACCCGUACAGAAUUGACUGGAGUGACCGCAGCUUUCUCGGACCUAUGUUCUUGUACAUGUUCUACGGUGUAUACGACGCCUUUUGGCAAACUUGCAUCUACUGGUAUAUGGGAGCUCUCUCAAACUCUGGUCGAAAAACUGCCAACAUGGCUGGUUUCUACAAGGGCCUCCAGUCCGCCGGUGCCGCAAUCUUCUGGCGCUUGGACGGCAUUCACGUCGAAUACGACACCUUAUUUGCUGUAACGUGGGCUGUCUGUGCCGCGUCCCUUCUAAUCGCCGCCCCAAUUAUCUUCCUCAAGAUACAAGACACUACCGAUCUCGAGGUUGAUUUGAAGUUUAGCGACGAGACGGCCUCAGACGUUGUGCCAGGUGCCGCGGUCGAGCAAAAGAAUGCUCCUGCUACGGUGUAAAUACCUAAUCAUCUUAAAGCGAUUGAUGUUAAUGUUGGUCUUGUGGGUGAAAAAUGCAUGGGAAGGGGGUUUGGAGUGGUAAUGGGGCCCUACUACUUAUUAUGGCUGGCCGAUGGCGUAUGAUUAUACGUAGAUGAUACAUAAUUUUGAUGUGAAAUAAUGAAUCAGUACCUUGA
Molecule: messenger RNA, 2060 nt
Organism: Hypoxylon fragiforme
Lineage: Eukaryota; Fungi; Ascomycota; Sordariomycetes; Xylariales; Hypoxylaceae
Product: MFS general substrate transporter
Exons: 4
Coding region: 364-1884 (506 amino acids)
Biological process (GO): transmembrane transport
Molecular function (GO): transmembrane transporter activity
Source: RefSeq, a predicted model, not a curated record